AUGUUCGGUGCACGUUAUAAACAACCACUUAAACCCUCCGGAUCUGCGCCUACCGCAGUCAAGGAAUGCAGAAUGACGCCACGGCACGCAGGAUGUGGUGUCACCGAGAAGCACGGGAUACUGGUUCAAUCAACAUUUACUGAGCAUCUACUUCGUGCCAUCACCGAGCUAGCAAAUAUGUAGAGCACCAGUCCUGAUUGCAAGGAGCGCUAUACAAGAGGAAUGACAGCCAAACGAUUAACAGAGGAGGCGGGGUUGCACGCAAAAAAGGGAGGGGCGAAUUUUUGUUUUGAGUUGUCAGGAAACUCAUAG
This is a messenger RNA of Rhinopithecus roxellana (golden snub-nosed monkey), 312 nucleotides long. RefSeq names its product HERV-H LTR-associating 3 (gene ANKRD13C-DT). The record is from RefSeq and is a predicted model, not a curated record. NCBI's taxonomy places the organism in Eukaryota, Metazoa, Chordata, Mammalia, Primates, Cercopithecidae.